AUGAUCCACCUUUGUCAGAAUUCUUUCCAGGAGACUCAGUCUGAUUUGGAGGUGAUCCUAGAGUUCCUGGAGGAGUACUACAGACAACACACCGGAGGCCACGGGGACGACGCGUACUCCACCGCGGCGGGGCCUGCAGACGAAAGAAGCGCGCCCGCGUACGGAGGGUCGCCGCACUGGACGUGGGACGGCGAGCAAACCGGCGUGAAAGCGGCCCCCCAGCCUCUGCCGGCACCCGACCCCCCGCCGGGCCUCGGCCACGACCCGGCGGGGGCGGCGGCGCUGUGUGAGCAGGUGAGCUGUGCUUCGGCGAGGCAGCCGGACAAACACGCGGCGGGGAGUGCGGCCGCAGGUAGAAAGGUGCGCCUCUUUCACUUCUUGUUCGAGAUGCGAGACCCGAGCAUGGCCCACUGCGUGUCCUGGGUGCCGGCGGCCGCCGGGGUCUUCCGCUUCUCCUCCACCAACAAGCACCACGUGGCGGCACUGUGGGGCCAGAGGAAAGGCAACAAGAGGCCCAUGACCUACCAGAAGAUGUCCCGCGCCCUCAGGAACUACUCCCGCUCCGGAGAGAUCUUCAAGGUGAAGAAGAAGCUCACCUACGAGUUCAGCCGAGAGACACUGACGCUGCUCCGCCAGCGGGGCGAUUUGUAA
This is a messenger RNA of Pungitius pungitius (ninespine stickleback), 651 nucleotides long. RefSeq names its product Spi-2 proto-oncogene (gene spi2). Gene Ontology annotation, molecular function: DNA-binding transcription factor activity, RNA polymerase II-specific; sequence-specific DNA binding. The record is from RefSeq and is a predicted model, not a curated record. Gene Ontology annotation, biological process: cell differentiation; regulation of transcription by RNA polymerase II. Gene Ontology annotation, cellular component: nucleus. NCBI's taxonomy places the organism in Eukaryota, Metazoa, Chordata, Actinopteri, Perciformes, Gasterosteidae.